This is a messenger RNA of Suncus etruscus (white-toothed pygmy shrew), 1121 nucleotides long. It is a transcript of the gene SDR39U1, whose product is annotated as short chain dehydrogenase/reductase family 39U member 1. Lineage: Eukaryota; Metazoa; Chordata; Mammalia; Eulipotyphla; Soricidae. Bases 101 to 985 code for a protein of 294 amino acids. The transcript is spliced from 6 exons. The record is from RefSeq and is a predicted model, not a curated record.
CAGAGCGGUGGACGUGACGCCUAACAAACCAGGGGGCGGAGCAGCGGAGGGAAGCUGGAGACAUCUCUUCCGCAUGCGCAUCAGGCCCUGAUCGCUCGCAAUGCGGGUGCUUGUGGGGGGCGGCACGGGCUUCGUGGGGACAGCCCUCACGCAGCUCCUGAAAGCCCGGGGCCACGAGGUGACGCUGGUCUCCCGAAAACCGGGACCGGGUCGCAUCACGUGGGAAGAGCUCACCUCCUCUGGGCUGCCCCCCUGCGAUGCCGCUGUCAACCUAGCUGGGGAGAACAUCCUCAACCCCCUGCGGAGGUGGAAUGAAGCCUUCCAAAAAGAAGUUCUCAACAGCCGCCUGACGACCACCCAGAUUCUGACUCAGGCCAUUACCAAGGCCCAGCAGCCGCCCCAGGCCUGGGUCUUGGUGACAGGUGUAGCUUACUACCAGCCCAGCCUGACUGCAGAGUACGAUGAGGACAGCCCGGGAGGGAAUUUUGACUUUUUCUCAAACCUCGUCACCAAAUGGGAAGCUGCAGCCAGGCUUCCUGGAAAUGCUACGCGCCAAGUCGUGGUGCGCUCAGGGGUUGUCCUGGGCCGAGGUGGUGGUGCCAUUAGUCACAUGCUGCUACCCUUCCGCCUGGGCCUGGGGGGACCCAUUGGCUCUGGCCAGCAGUUCUUCCCCUGGAUUCACAUCGGGGAUUUGGCUGGAAUCCUGACCCUUGCCCUGGAAGCAAACCACGUGCAGGGAGUCCUCAACGGAGUAGCCCCAGCGUCUACCACUACCAAUGCUGAGUUUGCCCAGUCCUUGGGAGCCGUGCUGGGACGCCCAGCCUUCAUCCCUCUCCCUAGCCCUGUGGUGCAAGCCGUGUUUGGGAAAGAUCGGGCCAUCAUGCUUCUGGAGGGCCAGAAAGUGGUUCCUCGGCGGACACUGGCUUCGGGCUAUAAGUAUUCCUUCCCUGAACUCAGAGCUGCCUUGCAGGAAAUUGUAGCCUAAGAGGAGACUCUGCACUGGAUGGAGUAAGGGAGGCUCCUUCCUCUGCUGAAGCCACCUGGUUAGAGCCUGAAUAAAUCUCUGGUACUAUUGUACUAGUGACCUGAAAGUCUCAGCUUUUUAGAAACACCUCUGCCCC